GCGAGGAGGGAGGGGAGGAGGGAGGGGAAGAGAGGGAGGGAGCCGAGGAAGACGCUCCGAUAACCCGUGCGUUUCGUAAGGCUCUGAGCACUUGUACAUUUCUGCAGGCGCGCGACGAGCCAUUCGCGGCGGCUGCUGCAGCUCGGACUGCAUCCUCCUCCUCCUCCUCCUCCUCCUUCCCCCGGGCUCCGGGUGUGUGUCGUCGUGAGUGUAUGUGUGUGUGUGUAUUUUGCAGGUGUGUCCGUUUUAAUUCUGCCCAGUAGGUGGGACUUGGUGACUUUAGCACCAUAUUUUUCCUUUUCUUUUUUUUUCCUUUUUCUUUUUUGCCUCCCCACCGUCUGUUGCAACCCUGCAAAGUCUCGGAGUCGGAGAGCGCGGCUCGCUUCCCGAGCCCCCGGACCCGGCGAGCCGGCGAGCGCCGAGCCGGCCACCAUGCCAGGCAGACCGCGCCACUAGGCGCUCCCCGCGGCUCCCACCCGGCGGCGGCGGCGGCAGCGGCGGCGGCGGCGGCGGCGGCCGCGAUGGUUUCAGACGCUGAAGGAUUUUGCAUCUGAUCGCACGGCGUUUCAAAGGCAGAGGCCCCCCCUCCCCCUUCCCCCCUCCCUCGCCGUCUUUGUUUCCUUCCCCCCCAGCUCUCCCCACUCCCCCCACCCCACCCCCCUCUCCUCUCCUCCUCCUCUUUUUUAGAAGCCGCGAUCGGAGAUGGAUGUCUCUCUUUGCCCAGCCAAGUGUAGUUUCUGGCGGAUUUUCUUGCUGGGAAGCGUCUGGCUGGACUAUGUGGGCUCCGUGCUGGCUUGCCCUGCAAAUUGUGUCUGCAGCAAGACUGAGAUCAAUUGCCGGCGGCCGGACGAUGGGAACCUCUUCCCCCUCCUGGAAGGGCAGGAUUCAGGGAACAGCAAUGGGAACGCCAGCAUCAACAUCACAGACAUCUCAAGGAAUAUCACUUCCAUACACAUAGAGAACUGGCGGGGCCUGCACACGCUCAAUGCAGUGGACAUGGAGCUCUACACCGGCCUCCAGAAGCUGACCAUCAAGAACUCAGGACUUCGGAGCAUCCAGCCCAGAGCCUUUGCCAAGAACCCUCACUUGCGCUAUAUAAACCUGUCGAGUAACCGGCUUACCACACUCUCAUGGCAGCUCUUCCAGACGCUGAGUCUUCGGGAAUUGAGGUUGGAGCAGAACUUCUUCAACUGCAGCUGUGACAUCCGCUGGAUGCAGCUGUGGCAGGAGCAGGGGGAGGCCAAGCUCAGCAGCCAGCACCUCUACUGCAUCAACGCGGACGGCUCCCAGCUGCCCCUCUUCCGCAUGAACAUCAGCCAGUGUGACCUUCCUGAGAUCAGCGUGAGCCACGUCAACCUGACCGUACGAGAGGGUGACAAUGCCGUCAUCACUUGUAAUGGCUCUGGAUCACCGCUGCCUGACGUAGACUGGAUAGUCACUGGCCUGCAGUCCAUCAACACCCACCAGACCAAUCUGAACUGGACCAAUGUGCACGCCAUCAACCUGACCCUGGUGAACGUGACAAGUGAGGACAACGGCUUCACCCUGACGUGCAUCGCGGAGAACGUGGUGGGCAUGAGCAAUGCCAGCGUCGCCCUCACCGUGCACUACCCUCCGCGCGUGGUGAGCCUGGAGGAGCCCGAGCUGCGCCUGGAGCACUGCAUCGAGUUCGUGGUGCGUGGCAACCCACCGCCCACGCUGCACUGGCUGCACAACGGGCAGCCGCUGCGUGAGUCCAAGAUCACCCACGUGGAGUACUACCAGGAGGGCGAGGUGUCCGAGGGCUGCCUGCUCUUCAACAAGCCCACCCACUACAACAAUGGCAACUACACCCUUAUCGCCAAAAACCCGCUGGGCACGGCCAACCAGACCAUCAACGGCCACUUCCUCAAGGAGCCCUUCCCAGAGAGCACGGAUAACUUUGUCUCUAUCUAUGAUGUGAGCCCCACGCCCAUCACUGUGACCCACAAACCGGAGGAAGACACUUUUGGGGUAUCCAUAGCUGUUGGACUUGCUGCUUUUGCCUGCGUCCUGUUGGUGGUUCUCUUCAUCAUGAUCAACAAGUACGGUCGACGGUCCAAAUUUGGAAUGAAGGGCCCCGUGGCUGUCAUCAGCGGCGAGGAGGACUCAGCCAGCCCGCUGCACCACAUCAACCAUGGCAUCACCACACCCUCGUCGUUGGACGCUGGGCCAGACACGGUGGUCAUCGGCAUGACCCGGAUCCCAGUCAUUGAGAACCCCCAGUACUUCCGUCAGGGACACAACUGCCACAAGCCGGACACGUACGUGCAGCACAUUAAGAGGAGGGACAUCGUGUUGAAGCGGGAACUGGGCGAGGGAGCCUUUGGCAAGGUCUUCCUGGCUGAGUGCUACAACCUCAGCCCGACCAAGGACAAGAUGCUCGUGGCCGUGAAGGCCCUGAAGGAUCCCACCCUGGCUGCCCGGAAGGAUUUCCAGAGGGAGGCUGAGUUGCUCACCAACCUGCAGCACGAGCACAUUGUCAAAUUCUAUGGUGUGUGUGGCGACGGUGACCCGCUCAUCAUGGUCUUUGAGUACAUGAAGCACGGAGACCUCAACAAGUUCCUCAGGGCCCAUGGGCCAGAUGCUAUGAUCCUUGUGGACGGGCAGCCACGCCAGGCAAAAGGCGAGCUGGGUCUCUCCCAAAUGCUCCACAUCGCCAGUCAGAUUGCCUCAGGCAUGGUGUACCUGGCCUCCCAGCACUUUGUGCACCGGGACCUGGCCACCAGGAAUUGCCUGGUUGGAGCCAAUCUGCUGGUGAAGAUCGGGGACUUCGGCAUGUCCAGAGAUGUCUACAGCACCGAUUACUACAGGGAAGGGCCAUGCCAGAAGGGCCCGAUCAGCGUGUCAUGGCAGCGACAGAGGCUAGCAGCACCGGCAGCUUCCACACUCUUUAAUCCAUCUGGAAAUGAUUUUUGUAUAUGGUGUGAGGUGGGAGGACACACCAUGCUCCCCAUCCGUUGGAUGCCCCCUGAAAGCAUCAUGUACCGGAAGUUCACUACGGAGAGCGAUGUGUGGAGCUUUGGGGUGAUCCUGUGGGAGAUCUUCACCUACGGAAAGCAGCCGUGGUUCCAGCUCUCAAACACAGAGGUCAUCGAGUGUAUCACCCAGGGUCGUGUGCUGGAGCGGCCCCGAGUGUGCCCCAAAGAGGUGUACGACGUCAUGCUGGGGUGCUGGCAGAGGGAACCCCAGCAGCGGCUGAACAUCAAGGAGAUCUACAAAGUCCUUCACGCUUUGGGGAAAGCCGCCCCCAUCUACCUGGACAUCCUCGGCUAGCGGUGGCUGGCGGUCACGGAUGCGUACUCUGUUGCCUCCUGUCUCCCGGCCUCACAUCCUCCCUUGUCACCUCACACUCCUUUCUUCCAUCCUGACUGAAGCGAACAUCUUCAUAUAAACUCAAGUGCCUGCUACACAUACAACACUGAAAAAAAAAAAAAAAAGGAAAGAAAAAACCCUGUAAGGCAGUUUGGCGAAUAUAUAUAUAUAUACAUAUAUAUAUUUAUAUAUCUAACUAUCUAUCUAUCUAUAUCCACAGACAGAGAGAUACCUUCUCUAAUACAGAGAGAAGCUGCUGACACAGAAACCAUAAGACUGUAACAACAACUCAGAAAAUCUUAAAUAUUAUAAACACAAAUGGAAACCCCCUUUGACGGAAGCUGGGGUCCCUGCUUCUUCGGCUCCGGCUUUUCGGAGCCGAAGACCUUGACGACACAGAGACGGUCUUCGUGCGGGGACAGGAGGAGCUGGGGUGGAGUGCGAAUUGUUCAGGCGAUUACCUGCACAGGUGCGUUUCCCCUCCCUGGCCCCCCCCCCUCCCCGAGCUCUGCACAGGUGCAUGGACAGACCCCAUCAACUGCACUCAGGAUGCAGCGGGAAAGAACACCGGACCCGGGGCCUCUGGAAAAGCCUCAUGUCUCCCCUGACUGUUGCCUCCACGCCUUCCCCUUUCCUCUGCUUCAAGACAGUUCCCCCAGUUGUCCAUUCUGGAAAGUAGAGUCCUGACGCUUUUGGAAGUCAGUGAGGGCGUGUACCAGUCAACACGUAACAACCGACAAGACACAAAACCAUCAUGACAAUGGACUUCAUCCAUCUUGGGUGUAAACCACGCUCACGUUCCUUCCUAAAUUUGAAAGGGACGUGCCAUUUAUUCUCUGAACCUCAAGAACUGGACGUUCUGGACUCAGCCACAGAAGAAGAAGCUGAAAUUCGAACCCUCCCUGGCAAGGCACUGCCUCUCGUCUUUCCCUCGCUGGAAAGACUCCUCAGCCCCACCUCCCGCAUUCGGGCCUUUGGGGGAGUUUGGGGGCGAAGGGAACGUCCGCGUGUUGCCCGCAAAUGUGGACGCAGCAGGGUUCCGGUAGCAGGAGGCUUCGUUCCUUGUAGGUCGUUAUAAAGUGUGCCCCUCCGUGUCCUCUGUUUCUCAUCCUGCCUGCCCAGGUCCCCAGCCCCCCACUUCCUGGGCCUCUCGCAAGUCCCAGGUGAACCUCACUGCCAGGGAAGGGAGCCAGGUGUAGUCAGAGCGUGGGGCAGCGCUUGCAUCGGGAGCGAGGAGGUACCGUGGGCAGCAGCCAGCAGGGGAGAAUCUAUCUGGCACCUGCACCGGCCCCUUGGCAUUCUCCUCACGUUUCCAGGCCCUGGAAGGAUUGAUGCAUCUGCCUUUGAGCUGCUGUGAAAAUGCAGGGGCUGAAAAAUCGCUUUUGUGGGCUGGGGGUGGGGGGAGGGGCCGAGGCUUCUCUGGGAGGUGUCCGCCGCGGGCCAUGGCCACAGGCGCGGCAUCUUAAUGAGGACGGAGCCCUGACCAGGGAGAGAGAAUGAGGCGUGUGGGCUGGGGUCCUGGCCGCUGCUGUCAAGGGCUGUCACGGGGGCAGAUCUCCGGGCCUCCCCGAUGCACGACAAAGAAAUGCUUCCGGAGGGCAACCGCCUGGCCCCUCCCAGCUCGCCGGCCCCUCCACCUCACCCCAAGCACAGAGCUACCUAGUGGACUGGCCUUUGCCCAGUGGGAGCCUCGGGGAGUGGGGGGCUCGGACCCGCACCCUGCCCUGCCAGCCAGAGGGGCUGUCGGCGGCCCCCGGCGGCCUGGUCAGCUGCAGUGCGGGCAUCCCUGUGGGGUUUGGGACAAAUCCUGUAUGUGUGGUUUGCUUCUUUUUUUUAGACCCACAAAUGUUUUUAUUCCAAUAGAAAAGAGCUGUGCUCAGA
This is a messenger RNA of Acinonyx jubatus (cheetah), 5214 nucleotides long. RefSeq names its product neurotrophic receptor tyrosine kinase 3 (gene NTRK3). NCBI's taxonomy places the organism in Eukaryota, Metazoa, Chordata, Mammalia, Carnivora, Felidae. The record is from RefSeq and is a predicted model, not a curated record. The transcript has 19 exons. Gene Ontology annotation, biological process: positive regulation of kinase activity; regulation of phosphatidylinositol 3-kinase/protein kinase B signal transduction; cell surface receptor protein tyrosine kinase signaling pathway. Bases 703 to 3294 code for a protein of 863 amino acids. Gene Ontology annotation, cellular component: signaling receptor complex; axon; plasma membrane. Gene Ontology annotation, molecular function: ATP binding; neurotrophin binding; transmembrane receptor protein tyrosine kinase activity.